Molecule: messenger RNA, 2976 nt
Organism: Salvelinus namaycush (lake trout)
Lineage: Eukaryota; Metazoa; Chordata; Actinopteri; Salmoniformes; Salmonidae
Product: cytochrome P450 3A27-like
Exons: 13
Coding region: 231-1787 (518 amino acids)
Molecular function (GO): steroid hydroxylase activity; oxidoreductase activity, acting on paired donors, with incorporation or reduction of molecular oxygen, reduced flavin or flavoprotein as one donor, and incorporation of one atom of oxygen; heme binding
Source: RefSeq, a predicted model, not a curated record
CCGACGGGAUACAAUAAUCCCUUGCAACCUGCACGGUCUCAAACAGAGUACGGAGAACAGCAACGGUCGGUAGUCGAGAUCUGUCGCGUGCACAGAAGAACCACACUAGAACCGGACAGAAAAAAACAACUCAAAACCUGUCAGACCAUCGGAGAAGUGAACUCGAACGAGCCUGAGAGAAAACGGAGCCUUUGUUUUCAGAAGCAGCAGGGAGCCGAACCGGAGGAGAGAUGAUGAGUUUUCUGCCAUACUUCUCUGCUGAGACCUGGACCCUCCUGGCCCUCCUCAUCACCAUCAUUGUAGUGUAUGGGUACUGGCCCUAUGGUGUGUUCACUAAGAUGGGUGUCCCUGGUCCCAAACCCCUACCUUACUUUGGCACAAUGAUGGAGUAUAGAAAGGGCAUCGCUAACUUUGACACAGAGUGCUUUCAGAAGUACGGGAGAAUCUGGGGGAUCUAUGAUGGGAGGCAGCCUGUUCUGUGUAUCAUGGACAAAAGCAUGAUCAAGACCGUCCUGAUUAAAGAGUGUUACAACAUUUUCAUCAACCACAGGGACUUCUAUCUGAACGGCGAGAUGUUUGAUGCGUUGUCCGUUGCCAAGGACGAUACAUGGAAACGGAUCCGCAGUGUCCUCUCACCUUCCUUUACCUCUGGACGACUAAAAGAGAUGUUUGGUAUCAUGAAGCAGCACUCUGCUACCCUGCUGAAUGGAAUGAAGAAGAAGGCAGAUAAAGACCAGACCAUCGUAGUGAAGGAGUUCUUUGGGCCCUACAGUAUGGACGUGGUCACCAGCACAGCCUUCAGUGUGGACAUUGACUCUCUGAACAACCCUUCAGACCCCUUCGUCUCCAACGUCAAGAAGAUGAUCAAGUUUGACAUUUUAAACCCACUGUUCCUCCUAGCCUCUUUGUUUCCCUUCACUGGUCCUAUCUUGGAGAAGAUGAAGUUUUCUUUCUUCCCGACUGCGGCGUUUGACUUCUUUUACGCCUCGCUGGCUAAGAUCAAAUCUGGACGUGACACUGGGAACUCAACUAAUCGGGUGGAUUUCUUACAGCUGAUGAUCGACUCUCAGAAAGACAGCGACACAAAGACAGGAGAGGAACAGACUAAAGGACUGACUGAUCAUGAGAUCUUGUCUCAGGCCAUGAUCUUCAUCUUCGCCGGCUACGAGCCCUGCAGCAGUACGAUGAGUUUCCUGGCCUAUAACCUGGCAACCAACCCCCAUGUCAUGACCAAACUGCAGGAGGAGAUAGAUACUGUGUUCCCCAACAAGGCUCCUAUCCAGUACGAAGCGCUGAUGCAGAUGGACUAUUUGGACUGUGUGUUGAACGAGACUCUGAGACUGUACCCCGUCUCCCCGCGACUGGAUAGGAUCGCCAAGAAGACGGUGGAGAUCAACGGCAUCGUCAUCCCCAAAGACUGCAUUGUCAUGGUUCCCACGUGGACCCUCCACCGUGACCCAGAGAUCUGGCCCGACCCUGAGGAGUUCAAACCAGAGAGGUUCAGUAAGGAGAACAAGGAGUCUAUUGAUCCGUACACGUACAUGCCGUUUGGGGCGGGGCCCAGGAACUGUAUUGGGAUGCGCUUCGCCCUGAUCAUGAUCAAACUCGCCAUGGUCGAGAUCCUCCAGAGUUUCACUUUCUCCGUCUGCGACGAGACCGAGAUCCCGUUGGAGAUGGACAAGCAGAUUCUGCUGAUGCCAAAACGACCAAUCAAAAUGAGGCUGGAGCCCCGUAGCAACACCUCUAGCAACACCACCGCCACCACUCUGAACAGUCAAGCAACAUGACCAAAUGCAGGAGUACCGUACCCUACCCUGGUGUACUAUCGAUCGAUCACGCUAUCUACCUAUCACUCUUUCUAACUAUACUGAACAAAAAUCUAAACGCAACAUGGAACAAUGUAAAAGAUUUUUCUCUGCUACAGUUCACUUAAGGAAAUUAAUCAAUUGAAAUAAAUAAAUAAAUUAGGCCCUAAUCUACAGAUUUCACAUGACUGGGCAGGGGUGCAGCCAUGGCUGGGCCUAGGAGGGCAUAGGUCCACCCACUUGGAAGCCAAGCCGACCCACUGGGGAGCCAGGCUCAGCCACUCAGAAUGAGGUUUUCACACAAAAGGGCUUUAUUAUAGAUGGUUAUUAUAGAUGCUGAUGAUCCGCAGGGGAAGAAGCCGAAUGUGGAGAUCCUGGGCUGGCGUGAUUACACGUGGUCUGCGGUUGUGAGGCCGGUUGGGACGUACUGCCAAGUUCUCUAAAACAACUUUGGAGGUGGCAUAUGGUAGAGAAAUGAACAUUCAAUUAUCUGGCAACAGCUCUGGUGGACAUCUAUCUAUCUAUUGGCUACUGAAUAUUCAGUCCUUAUCCUAACCCUGCUAUAGGCUACUGAAUAUUCAGUACUUAUCCUAACCCUGCUAUAGGCUACUGAAUAUUCUUUCCCGACCCUUCUAUAGGCUGCUGGAUAUUCAGUUCUUACCCUAACCCUGCUAUAAGCUACUGAAUAUUCAGUCCUGACCCUGCUAUAGGCUACUGAAUAUUCAGGCUGGGAUUCAAUAGGCUACUUAAUAUAAUAUGAUAAUUAGACUGCAUUCACAUUGAAUGUCCAGUUCAGUCAGUUCAAUCAUAAAUUAAUUCUGGUCUCAGUUUGAGUAGGACUCAGAAACCCAUUUCCACCAGAUGAAAGAAAGAUAGUAAUACUAUGGAUGCAUUAGGGGUACAAGUCUUGUUAAAGUUAGACACCAGGAGGUAUUACAUCCAUGGCAUGAUGUCAUGUCUGGAUCCUGCACACUACUGGCUGGUGGCUGGAAUUGUCCUAGAAUGUAGAACUCUAGCUGGUGUUCUGUAGAACUCUCAUUCUGUUCCUCUGGAUGUUCUGCUGUCCAGUCAUUCCAAAAUAGAAUCUUUACUGUCUGUUGAGAUGAUCCCUGCAGCUGCUUUGCUUCAACUUUAAUCAUCACAAACCAAUAAAAAUCAUCACACUAAUGAA